AUGGCUAUUUCCAAGGGGCUUCAGACCCUGAAGUUCAAGGACACGCUGGUGUCCACGGUCGAUAGACCUAUUGCCACCAAGGAGCUGAUUACGCGUCUUCAGGACCUCCACAAUGAGCUAUCCUCGCUCGAUCAGGACAAGGUCGACCUGAAGUCGCUGGAGGAGAUUAAGGACUCGCUGAUCAACAAGAAGCUGCUCAAGCACUCCAACAACGGAGUUCAGACAUUCUGUGCCUGCUGUCUUGCCGAUAUUCUUCGAUUCUAUGCUCCUGACGCCCCCUACAACGCUUCCCAGCUGUCGGACCUGUUCAAGCUCUUUUUUUCGCAGUUCAAGCAGAUAGGCAACCCUGACGGCCCGUUCUACCACCAGCAGACGUACUUGCUGACGCGGCUGGCCGAGACACGCUCAAUUGUGCUGAUUACGGACCUUCCCAACGCAGACACGCUUGUGGAGCAGCUGUUUGAGAUUUUCUACGAUCUGGCCUCUUCCGGGACAUUCAGCAGCAAGCUUGAGCCGCUUGUGUGCGAGAUACUGAGCGAGGUGAUAGCAGAGUCCAGCACCAUCCCCACGAAGACGCUCAAGCUGGUGCUGAACAAGUUUCUGGCCAACACCAUGGUAAUGAAGAAGGGAAACACAACUUUGCCGGGCUUCAAGUUCACCUUGGAGGUGUGCAAUGCGAACGCUGACAGAAUGUCGCGCUUAUUGACGCAGUUCUUUUCCGAAACGAUCUACGAGGCCACCAAGGGCAAGGAAAACGAGCGCACAGAAGACGACAAACAGGACGUGUCUGCUCUGCUGGCACAGCUCAAAAAACUUCACACGUUGGCACUGGAGCUGUGGAAGUACGUGCCCGAGAUGCUUUCGUCGGCCAUGGGGCUGAUUGAGAACGAGCUGGACGCCGAGGACGAGAAGAUCAGAAUCACUGCUACCGAGACGAUUGGCAAGAUCCUUGCCGUCAAACAGCCGCGGCUCAACUUUGCGGCCGCACACUCCGAUGCCUACAUGAACUGGCUCAAGAAGCCGCUCGACAAGUCGCCGCACGUUCGCAGCUUCUGGGUGAAAUCUGCCGUGCAGGUCGUCAACACAAACCCGGACCUUGCUGCCGAUCUGGCGGGCGGCCUGAUCAAGACGCUUGUUGACAGCGACGAGCGCACGCGGCUGACGACGGUGCGGGAGCUGUCGAACGUGCGCCCUGGCGUGUUUAUUUCAAAGGUGGCCAACAAGACUAUCAUGAGCACACUGGGCCAGUUAAUCAGAGAAAAACACGCCGAGAUCCGAAGCUCGUGCCUGCAGCUGCUGGGCUCGCUCUACAACGCCCAUUUUGACGAUAUAUACAAGGACGACAACGUGACUGAGCUUUUGGGCUGGGUCCCCGACGAGGUGCUGAAACUGGUGUACAUCAACGACAAGACCGUCAAUGCGCAGGUCGACCACACGCUUUUCGAGCUGCUGCUUCCGUUUGAGCUGGAAGACGCCAAGCGUGUCGGCCGCCUUCUCACGGUCACAGAGCAUCUUUCGGAGAAAGGCAAGAACUCGUUCCAUGCGAUAGUCAAGCGACAGCCGCAGAUGGCCAAGGCGGUGGGCCAGCUCCUAACUCUGGCGGACACAAAGCCGGCCGACGACGCUGUUUCAAAGAUUGACAAGCUAAUCAACUGGCUCGUGGCCUCGUUUCCGGAGUCGGUGGACUGCCGCGCAGCAUUGAAGCAGCUGGUGAAGCUCAACAACAAGCGGUAUUUCAAGCUAAUCAGGCUGUGCAGCGACAUCGAGACAGACUACAAGACCAUCACGAACUGCACGAAAGAGCUCUUUGGCAGGCUGAACGAGCUGAAAAACAUCAAGCUAGACGGCGAGCCGAGCGUGGCUCCGCACGACAUGCUGUUCACCGUCAAGCUGCUGGUGUACCGCUCGUCUGUGAUAUUCUACAACCAGAGCAACGUGGGCGAGAUCCUGCGGAUCAGCAAGGACCUAGCGCACCCGCACAACGGCGCGGCCCAGGACGCUCUGGAGAACAUUUCCACGGUGGUCCCGGAAGUUCUGCGGGCCAAUAUCUCGACGCUUACUCAGGAAAUCAGCUCGGGCGGACCAGUCGGCGUGAAGGACCUCAAGGCUAUCUUUCAGUUUGGCAAGAAGUUCCCGGAGGUCAUCGUUACAGAAAAUUACGAUGAAUAUGUUACCAGCCUCAAGAGGCUAGCCGUUCACGGCUCGCCUGCCGAGGCGAAGUACGCCGUGCGGCUGCUAGGCCAGGUGCCACGAACGGCCGCGCGCAACGCCGCAGCUGCUGCGCUCCUUGACGAGAUCUGGCCGUUGGACUCUGCCAAGGACAACUUCAACACGUGUCUCGCGACGGUCGCCGAGCUCUUCCUGACUGACCUUGCUCUUCUGGAAGACAAAACCAAAGAGAUCAGCACGUUGCUUGCGUCUCAAAUUCUGCUCCGAAACCACACCGUUGGCGACGACGACGACGACGAAGUGAACGGGUGGAUAGGCCCGGACGAGCUGGAAGCCAAUAGGGACUGCUUGUCGAAAAUUCUGGCUCUGCGGGUGUUUGUGAACUGGCUUAUUGCAGUGGAGACUGCCGAGAACGCCGCGCAGGCGGCCGAACCCGUGCUCAAGCUGCUCACGUCAAUCAUCGGCAACGGCGGCGAGAUUGUGUCUCCUAAAACAGGCACGUACCCAACGCCCAAGAAGUACCAGUCGCGCUUGCGGCUGGAGGCCGGCAUCAAGCUGCUGAAGCUUGCCAGAUACUCGCGCUACAACUUCCUGAUCCAGCAGGACCUGGUGAACAAGCUGGUGCUGCUGAUCCAGGACGAGAAUGAUCACGUGCGUGCGCUGUACAUGGCGAAACUGAAGAAAAACCUCACUCUGGGUCUCAUUUCAGAGCGGUUCUAUGCGCUCGUGUUCUUCAUCGCCCACGAGCCUCAGGACGCUCUGCGCGAGGACACAAAGACGUGGGUGCGUUCCAUGCACAAGCGAAAGCUCACGGCGAACAGAAACGAGCUGCUCUUCGAGAAAUCGUUUGUCAGAAUGCUCAGCAUGCUGUCGCACCACCAGGAGUUUCUCGAACUGCUGGAGUCCGCCAGAACAACGUCAGACUACACUGCCGUGCUGGGCUUCGCGCUCACCUAUAUCGGCCUCGCGCUCGACCUGGUUGCCAACACGAACAACGUGUCGCUGCUCUUCUAUCUCGCCUCGCGAAUGAAACAGUACAGAGACCGGCUCACUCCAGAACUUUCCAGCAACAUGUACCUAGUUUCUGACCUGACGCAGCACACCAUCAAGGCGCUGGCAAAACACAAGAACUGGAGUCUGGCGACGUGGCCAGGCAAGCUGAGUCUGCCGGGCGACCUGUUCGAGUCGAUCGGCGACUCUGCGCAGCUGCACGAGCUCGCCGUCAAGUCGUUCAUCCCGGAGUCUGCGGUCAAGACGCUGGACGACCUGGUGCGCGACCGGACGCGGCAUCUGGCCGGCACCGCUGCCGCGGCCACCGCAGACCGCAAGAGACCGCACGUCGACGAGAAACCGCGGACCAAGAAGAAGCCUGCCGUGGAACCGCAGCGUCGCAGCGCCAUCCAGCGCGCGGCCGUGAAUUACAACGAGGAUGACGAAUUCUAA
Ogataea haglerorum is the source of this 3612-nucleotide messenger RNA. RefSeq lists its product as uncharacterized. Gene Ontology annotation, biological process: mitotic sister chromatid cohesion; DNA repair. Bases 1 to 3612 code for a protein of 1203 amino acids. Lineage: Eukaryota; Fungi; Ascomycota; Pichiomycetes; Pichiales; Pichiaceae. The transcript has a single exon. Gene Ontology annotation, cellular component: nucleus; chromatin. The record is from RefSeq and is a predicted model, not a curated record.